UGCGCUGUUCGUGGCGCCGGAGGACGCACAGUUCAGCUCGGGGGCUGGUGGCUGAAGAUUUCGCCAGUCCGACGUCCCUCCAGGUUCUACCAUGAUCGAGGACGAUGCGGAGGUGCUCGACUGGGGACACGAGGACGACAAACAGACUGCCCAGCACGGCCCAGAAGACGUGGAAGAUGCAGUCUCGCUUGGUGGCGACGAGGACGACAUGCAGGACUGCUAUCCGUACCAAGCUACGGAGCAGGAGGUCGCUGCUCAGCCUCCAAUUCUUAUUCGACGUCUCAUGGCAAGCGAGAAUCGUAUGGCUCGAAGCAGUUGGGGCGCCACCUCGCAAUCCGGAUUUGCCCCACCUGCGACGUUCUCAGUCUGCCGGCAAGCUCACUCAUGCACUUCCCCCGAACCUGCCUUAUCCGUGGCACCUGUGCAUCCGUCUCCUGCUCAGGCGAGCACUCUGGCUAGCUCCAUGAUACAGCGCGAGCCGCGGACGAAUGACCUCGGGAUGCCCGUCUCCGGCAGCAACCACGAUGCGCUUCCUUCGGACUGGGAACUUCGACAAGCUAGGAGCGGUGGGGGUGAACAAUAUUAUAACACCAAAACGCACGAGUCCACUUGGACUCAACCGGUGAGCGGCAAGUCGUCCCCAGCAAAGGACAAGGAGCGAGGCGUGUCGCGCGGAAGGGAAGGUGUAUCACCUUCCCGACGCGUUAUUUUGCCGGAGCGGCGGAUGCGUCACAAGGAAUCGAAACGGGCUGCGCACGAUCUCGUACGAAGAUCGACAUUAUCGUCCUGCUACGACUCCUGGUGGUGCUGGUGGCACGGAGCUGAGCGGCAGACGAGACGGUCGGACAGCCCACUCGCCAGUGCAAGCUGCGUACGCAGACUCGUACGCAGCGCCAUCUCCACGUCCGUUGCCAGAGCGGCGUCGCACACGGUCGUUGUCCCAACCUGCUCGUUGGGACUACCUAAGCGAGGAGCGGUCUGGGCUUUUGCGCAGAGAGCAAACACCUCCGAGGGCGCAGGAGCGCGACUUGGCCGACGUACAACGUGGCAACCAUUUGUCUCGCAUUUCGAUGAACUUGGACCCUCCGCCUCGCCACAGUCGUGCCCGUGGUCGGCAGGACCGCAUGGACUUCGACGUCUCUCCUCGAAACGCAUCCUAGAUCGCAUCGCUACCGGACGUCCGUGGUUGCACCCGACCAGCCAUUAAUUGCUCCUCUACAGGCCACCGACGGGCAUCUAUCCGUUCUAAGUGCGCAGACAUCACAAUGGCGGGGACACAAACGUCUCAAGGGAGCGAGGACGAGGGACACGCCCAAGACGCGCCUCGGACGAUA
This is a messenger RNA of Fomitopsis serialis, 1334 nucleotides long. RefSeq lists its product as uncharacterized. The transcript has 2 exons. The record is from RefSeq and is a predicted model, not a curated record. NCBI's taxonomy places the organism in Eukaryota, Fungi, Basidiomycota, Agaricomycetes, Polyporales, Fomitopsidaceae. The coding region runs from base 92 to 1207 and encodes 371 amino acids. Gene Ontology annotation, molecular function: protein binding.